GAUGAAAUCCGAUUGAUGAGACAGGCUAAAAACCGUGGAAAUUAUUACAUUCCUGGUGAAGCGCGUCUCGCGUUUGUUACCCGUAUUCGAGGUGUGAAUCAAGUUGCUCCCAAAGUGCGGAAAGUACUGCAGCUGUUCCGUCUGAAACAGAUCAACAAUGGUGUCUUCGUGAAGUUGAACAAAGCGACGAUCAACAUGUUGCGUAUUGUCGAGCCUUACAUUACGUGGGGGUAUCCUAAUUUGAAAUCGGUUCGCGAGUUGAUCUAA
Molecule: messenger RNA, 267 nt
Organism: Wasmannia auropunctata (little fire ant)
Lineage: Eukaryota; Metazoa; Arthropoda; Insecta; Hymenoptera; Formicidae
Product: 60S ribosomal protein L7-like
Exons: 2
Biological process (GO): maturation of LSU-rRNA from tricistronic rRNA transcript (SSU-rRNA, 5.8S rRNA, LSU-rRNA)
Cellular component (GO): cytosolic large ribosomal subunit
Molecular function (GO): RNA binding; structural constituent of ribosome
Source: RefSeq, a predicted model, not a curated record